ACUGGCCCGCAGAUCGUGGACGGCGUGGUGCAGAGCAUCAAGCUCAUCACGGAGGAGGCCAGCAAGCGCAUCGCCGAGUUCGCCUUCGAGUACGCGCGCAACAACCACCGCAGCAACGUCACCGCCGUGCACAAGGCCAACAUCAUGCGAAUGUCGGAUGGGCUUUUUCUGCAGAAGUGCAGGGAGGUGGCAGAAAACUGUAAAGAUAUCAAAUUUAACGAGAUGUACCUCGACACCGUGUGUCUGAAUAUGGUCCAGGACCCGUCCCAGUUCGACGUCCUGGUCAUGCCGAACCUGUACGGGGACAUUCUCAGUGACCUGUGUGCGGGGCUGAUCGGGGGGCUCGGCGUGACGCCCAGCGGCAACAUCGGGGCCAACGGGGUGGCCAUCUUUGAGUCGGUUCACGGCACGGCCCCGGACAUCGCAGGCAAGGACAUGGCGAACCCCACGGCCCUGCUGCUCAGCGCCGUGAUGAUGCUGCGGCACAUGGGCCUGCCCGACCACGCCGCCAGGAUCGAGGCCGCCUGCUUCGACACCAUCAAGGCCGGUGUGUGCCAGCCCCGGCCCUGCCGCCCUGGGGCAGCCUGA
Molecule: messenger RNA, 588 nt
Organism: Condylura cristata (star-nosed mole)
Lineage: Eukaryota; Metazoa; Chordata; Mammalia; Eulipotyphla; Talpidae
Gene: IDH3A
Product: isocitrate dehydrogenase 3 (NAD+) alpha
Exons: 6
Biological process (GO): isocitrate metabolic process; tricarboxylic acid cycle
Cellular component (GO): mitochondrion
Molecular function (GO): isocitrate dehydrogenase (NAD+) activity; NAD binding; magnesium ion binding
Source: RefSeq, a predicted model, not a curated record